AUGCUUGGGGCUGAACGUUGGAUCUGGCGGCACGUCGACACGGGAGGCGAGGGAAGGAGGUGGCAGGCUUGGGGCAUCGGUUGGACCUCGCACGCAGGAACAGACUAUCAGACCCAGCUGCACAAGGUUCGGGCUGCUCUCGAGACGGUUGCAAGAGCGUUGGUGUUGUUGAACAGCCAGCAGAAGUUGGGAGCGGAGGCGCGACAGAACUGGGAAUCUUAG
Exophiala bonariae is the source of this 222-nucleotide messenger RNA. RefSeq lists its product as uncharacterized. The transcript has a single exon. Bases 1 to 222 code for a protein of 73 amino acids. Lineage: Eukaryota; Fungi; Ascomycota; Eurotiomycetes; Chaetothyriales; Herpotrichiellaceae. The record is from RefSeq and is a predicted model, not a curated record.